AUGGAACCUUCUUUCACAGCGCAUGAACACACCCUCAAUCGAGAUGCCAAAUCUUGCUUGGAAAGGUGGAAGAACUAUUUAAAACCUGGAAUUAAGAAAGGAUCUCUCACUGAAGAGGAGCAGCGUCUAGUUAUCCGUCUUCAGGCCAAGCAUGGCAACAAAUGGAAAAAAAUAGCAGCUGAAGUCCCUGGACGAACUGCCAAGAGACUUGGGAAGUGGUGGGAAGUUUUCAAAGAGAAACAAGAGAGGGAAAAGAAGGAGAACAACAAGGUCAUAGACCCCAUAGUGGACAGCAAGUACGACCAGAUUCUCGAGAACUUCGCAGAGAAGCUGUUCCAAUGUUGGGCUAUCUUCCCUUCUGUGACAUUAAGCCUCUCACCUGCAACUGUUCCACCACCACCACCUGCAAUUCCUAGGCUGCAGCCUGACAGAGGACCAGAAAGUAGUCCUCUUGUAUUGGGCUGUAUGGGCCCUCAUGGGGCUACAGCUUGUGGAAACAACGUACUGAUUUCUGAGCUCACAGAGUGCUGCAGAGAGUUGGAAGAAGGGCAUCGUGCGUGGGCAGCACAUAAGAAGGAAGCAGCCUGGAGGUUAAAAAGAGUUGAGCUGCAACUGGAAUCUGAGAAGGCUUCUCGGAAGAGGGAGAAAAUGGAGGAGAUUGAGUCUAAAAUGAGGGCUCUUAGAGAAGAGCAGAAGUCUGAGCUUGACAGGAUUGAAGCUGAGUACAGAGAGCAGUUAGCAGGACUGAGAAGAGACGCAGAAGCCAAGGAACAGAAGUUAGCUGAGCAGUGGACUGCAAAGCACUUGCGGCUGUCAAAGUUUCUCGAGCAGGUGGGGUGCAGGCUCAGGCUUGCUGAGCCUAACGGCCGGUAA
Messenger RNA from Thlaspi arvense, 873 nucleotides. The record is from the annotation of a GenBank genome assembly. NCBI's taxonomy places the organism in Eukaryota, Viridiplantae, Streptophyta, Magnoliopsida, Brassicales, Brassicaceae.